AUGGUUGCUUUCACUGUUGACCAGAUGCGGUCCUUGAUGGACAAGGUUACCAAUGUGCGUAACAUGUCGGUUAUUGCACACGUCGACCACGGUAAGUCGACUUUGACUGACUCUUUGGUUCAAAGAGCCGGUAUCAUCUCUGCCGCCAAGGCCGGUGAAGCUCGUUUCACCGACACCAGAAAGGAUGAGCAGGAGAGAGGUAUCACCAUCAAGUCCACCGCUAUCUCUUUGUACUCUGAGAUGACUGAGGACGAUGUCAAGGACAUCAAGCAGAAGACCAUCGGUAACUCUUUCUUGAUCAACUUGAUCGACUCGCCAGGUCACGUUGACUUCUCUUCCGAAGUCACCGCCGCUUUGCGUGUCACUGACGGUGCUUUGGUCGUCGUCGACACCGUCGAGGGUGUCUGUGUCCAGACCGAGACUGUCCUGAGACAAGCUUUGGGUGAGAGAAUCAAGCCUGUUGUUGUCAUCAACAAGGUCGACAGAGCUUUGUUGGAGCUGCAAGUCACCAAGGAGGACUUGUACCAGUCUUUCUCCAGAACCGUUGAGUCCGUCAACGUCAUCGUCUCCACCUACGCCGACGAGGUUUUGGGUGACGUUCAAGUCUUCCCACAACAGGGUACCGUUGCCUUCGGUUCCGGUUUGCACGGUUGGGCUUUCACCAUCCGUCAGUUCGCCAACAGAUACUCCAAGAAGUUCGGUGUCGACAGACAAAAGAUGAUGGACAGAUUGUGGGGUGACUCUUACUUUAACCCAAAGACCAAGAAGUGGACUAACAAGGAGGUUGACGCCGAUGGCAAGCCAUUGGAGAGAGCUUUCAACAUGUUCGUCUUGGACCCUAUCUUCAGACUGUUCGCUGCCAUCAUGAACUUCAAGAAGGACGAGAUCCCAGUCUUGUUGGAGAAGUUGGAGAUCAACUUGAAGGGUGACGAGAAGGACUUGGAGGGUAAGGCCUUGUUGAAGGUCGUUAUGAGAAAGUUCUUGCCAGCUGCGGACGCUUUGUUGGAAAUGAUUGUCAUGCACUUGCCAUCCCCAGUCACUGCCCAAAACUACAGAGCUGAGCAAUUGUACGAAGGUCCUUCCGACGACCCAGCUUGUGUUGCCAUCAAGAACUGUGACCCAACCUCUGACUUGAUGUUGUACGUCUCCAAGAUGGUUCCUACCUCGGACAAGGGUAGAUUCUACGCUUUCGGUAGAGUUUUCGCCGGUACUGUUAAGUCCGGUCAAAAGAUCAGAAUUCAAGGUCCAAACUACGUUCCAGGUAAGAAGGACGACUUGUUCUUGAAGGCUGUCCAGAGAGUUGUCCUGAUGAUGGGUAGAUUCGUCGAGCCAAUCGACGACUGUCCAGCUGGUAACAUUGUCGGUCUAGUCGGUAUCGACCAGUUCUUGCUGAAGACCGGUACUUUGACCACCUACGAGUCCGCUCACAACAUGAAGGUCAUGAAGUUCUCUGUCUCUCCAGUUGUGCAAGUCGCCGUCGAGGUCAAGAACGCCAACGACUUGCCAAAGCUGGUCGAAGGUCUAAAGAGACUGUCUAAGUCUGACCCAUGUGUCUUGUGUUACAUGUCUGAGUCUGGUGAGCACAUUGUCGCCGGUACUGGUGAGUUGCACUUGGAAAUCUGUUUGUCCGACUUGGAGAACGACCACGCUGGUAUUCCAUUGAAGAUCUCUCCUCCUGUCGUUGCUUACAGAGAGACUGUUGAGGGUGAGUCUUCUCAAGUCGCUCUAUCCAAAUCUCCAAACAAGCACAACAGAAUUUACUUGAAGGCCGAGCCAAUGGACGAGGAGUGCUCUCUGGCCAUUGAGGACGGUAAGAUCAACCCAAGAGAUGACUUCAAGGCCCGUGCUAGAGUUAUGGCUGACGAGUACGGCUGGGAUGUCACUGACGCCAGAAAGAUCUGGUGUUUCGGUCCAGACGGUAACGGUCCAAACGUUGUCGUUGACCAGACUAAGGCUGUUCAAUACCUGCACGAAAUCAAGGACUCUGUUGUCGCCGCCUUCCAGUGGGCUUCUAAGGAGGGUCCUAUCUUCGGUGAGCAAAUGCGUUCCGUCAGAGUUAACAUCUUGGAUGUUACCCUGCACGCUGAUGCUAUUCACAGAGGUGGUGGUCAAAUCAUCCCAACCAUGAGAAGAGCCACUUACGCCGGUUUCUUGUUGGCCGAGCCAAAGAUCCAGGAGCCUGUCUUCUUGGUCGAGAUUCAAUGUCCAGAGCAAGCCGUCGGUGGUAUCUACUCCGUCUUGAACAAGAAGAGAGGUCAAGUCGUCUCUGAGGAGCAAAGACCUGGUACUCCAUUGUUCACUGUCAAGGCUUACUUGCCAGUUAACGAGUCUUUCGGUUUCACUGGUCAAUUGAGACAAGCCACUGGUGGUCAAGCUUUCCCACAGAUGGUGUUCGACCACUGGGCCACUUUGAGUGCUGACCCAUUGGACCCAUCUUCCAAGGCUGGUGAGAUUGUUGCUGCUGCCCGUAAGAGACACGGUAUGAAGGAGGAAGUCCCAGGCUGGCAAGAGUACUACGACAAGUUGUAA
Molecule: messenger RNA, 2529 nt
Organism: Lachancea thermotolerans CBS 6340
Lineage: Eukaryota; Fungi; Ascomycota; Saccharomycetes; Saccharomycetales; Saccharomycetaceae
Gene: EFT1
Product: elongation factor 2
Exons: 1
Coding region: 1-2529 (842 amino acids)
Biological process (GO): translational elongation
Cellular component (GO): cytosol; ribonucleoprotein complex
Molecular function (GO): GTPase activity; GTP binding; translation elongation factor activity
Source: RefSeq, a predicted model, not a curated record